Messenger RNA from Gasterosteus aculeatus aculeatus (three-spined stickleback), 1337 nucleotides. NCBI's taxonomy places the organism in Eukaryota, Metazoa, Chordata, Actinopteri, Perciformes, Gasterosteidae. The record is from RefSeq and is a predicted model, not a curated record.
AUGAAGGCAGCAGACAUCAGAUCCUCUCUGCAGAGACCUCUACAGCACAGAGAUCCACACAUGGCUCCUACAAUCACUGCAGCAAUGACCAACUCUCAGGAGCACCUGCCUCUGACCCACAAGCUCAGGAAGCCUCUGGUGGAGAAGUUACGCAGAGAGAGAAUCAACAGCAGCAUUGAGCAGCUCAAGUCUCUCCUGGAUCCAGAGUUCCUCAAACAGCAGCCAGACUCCAAGCUGGAGAAAGCCGACAUCCUGGAGAUGACCGUUUGUGUGCUGAGACGACUGCAGCAGCAGAAUCGUCAGGCUGUGGACUCAGCAGCUGUUGGACAGGGCUACUCCAGAUGUGUCCAAGAGGUGUCCCACUUCCUGCGUGAGGAGCAGGUGGAGACACAGUCCCAGAGAAGACUGCUGAACCACUUCAACAAGCUGCAGUCUUCCUGUGAGAAGAAGCUGAGAGAGGCUGACUUCUCUCCUCUGAGCUCCACAGUCCAGACCAGCAGCAGCAAAGACAAGAGUCCAGUGAGCAGCGCCCCCUGGAGGCCGUGGUAGACUCCUACAGGCUGCAGCUGCUACCAGAGACACUGAGAGGACCACGUUGGUCAAAGAUGACUGGAAAGAAAUUCUUCUCAAUUCUACAAUGUUCUGAAUUUGUUCUUCUGGUUGAACAGAAGUUAUUUUGUCUCUUUUCUUUGAGGAAGAUGAUAUUUCUUGAGGAAAUGACGUCAACUUCAUCUUUCAAGUUGAGAAAGAGAACGUCUUGUCAUGCAUGUUGCAUGAAGCAAAUCUGAUUGCAUCAGCAAUAAUUAUUAUACCUCACUGUGCUUCAUGUAUUGGUGGAGUGGUGAAAGAUAUGGAUACCAAUGGUAUCUUUGAACUGUUAUUGAUCAUUUUGAUCAGAUACUUUAGAUGUUUUGUUAGAAUUUACUUGAAUCACUUUGAUCAAUCAUAAAUGAUCUAUUGUUGGAUCAAAUUGUUUAUUCUUUUUUCUAAAAGAGAAUUUUUCAGUGACUAUUGUUUUCUUUUAUCAACAUUCUUACAUUUAGCAGUUAUUAACCUGCAUUCACUAAUAAUUUUGAUCUGUUUUAAGAUCAACCUUUGCUGUUUUGCUUUUAUCUGAUUUGAGCAAAUAUUAUCGCUGAGACGUUUGUUGUCUCUUGUCAAAUGUGUUUGUCUUUCAUAAAGACGGUUGUUCCUUCACUCUCUGUGAGUACAGUGUGUCUUGUAGAAAUCUACAGGUUGUUGUUGUGAUGAAUCAUCACCUCUAGUUGUGGAGUUUUCAUUCUUCGUGUGGCUCAUUGUGACUUGUUAAAUGAAAUAAACAUUCAAAAUGAAAAUCA